Cherax quadricarinatus is the source of this 2766-nucleotide messenger RNA. The record is from RefSeq and is a predicted model, not a curated record. Lineage: Eukaryota; Metazoa; Arthropoda; Malacostraca; Decapoda; Parastacidae.
GUUGGUGUAUGUGGAGUGAGCAAGUUAUAGUGGAAGAAGAGGGGGAGUAAAUGGCCCUUUGAAAGAAAAUGGUUGGUAGCCGGAACCACAGCCGGCUCCCCGGGGUCAUCUGAGUGUACACCUGUCGUACACCUGCACACGUGACCCGGCACCCCGAGGUCACCUGUGGUGUGACCUGUCCUGCACCCACCGGUCCUCGAGUCAUCAUCUGUCGUGCACCUGGCUGCAGGUGCCACCCCAGCUCUCACACAGGAGUUUCAGGAUGACGAGAAGUUGGAUGUGCAGGCGGGCGUUAUAGUGGGAGAAGGGGCGGAGCAGCGAGGUGGUGGUGAUGGUCAUGGAGGGCUACAGCGUUGUAUCAGAGGCAGUGGUGCAGCGGGUGUUCUGGGUUGACUGGUUCCACCACACCCCACACAUCAAUCUCACACUCCACCCCGUCAAUGACACCUUCAGUCCCCUCUCUCCUAUCUACCAAGAGAGUCUAGGUAUUAUUGGGUCAGUACCAGCUGGAGUGCUCAUAUUAACUUUGUUGGUGCUGCUGCUGUACUUGUUGACAAGAUGUUGCGACAACAAACCCCGCAAACCAGGCUCCAUAACUUGCCUCAAGGUCAUGCUCGUCCUCUUCGCUGUAUUUACGUUGGGUGCAUUAGGGGUGAGCGUGUGGGGUAACGAAGAAGUUCAUGAAGGUGUAACUCGGUCUGUCCUCUCCCUCAACAACAUCAACAGUAUGGUGCACUCACUCAGCAACCAGACAAAACUAUUUGACGAAACGAUCCGAAGGAAUUUACAGCCACAAUUAAACCUCUUCAAAGAAACCAUCCAGAGAGAGAGCAUAAAGAAUGCAACAGUUGAAAUGUUUAUUAUCGAGAGUCUUCACUAUAUGCAAGGCAACAUAUCUGAAGUUCUUCUCAUCAAUGUUGAGGAUAUAAAUGCCAUGAUGUCUGGAGCAGAGAUGGGAGGUAUGGUACGCCUGCUUGGAGUAGGAGAACUUGCGAGGUGGGUGGCAACACUAGGAAUAACAGGAAUUCUCAUGAUGAUUGUAUUAGUCGUCAUGAUUGGAGUAGCUCGCCACUCCCGAUGUACUCUAAUCACAUUUUCUGUUCUGGGACUUCUUGCUAUGAUCCUGUGUUGGGGUUUGACUUCAGUCUACUUAGUGGCAUCUGUUGCUUUGUCAGACUGGUGUAUGGAUCCUAACCCUUUCUUGGAGGACCAACUCAGCAAACUGGUGUCCAGAGAUGUUGCUGCUUACUACCUACGAUGUGAUCCAACACGACCAUCACCAUUCACACGCUAUCUAACUCAUGCCCAGCAGGCAGCAAAUCUUGUCCUGGCAUCCCUCAAUAAAGUCACUCGUAUUGCUGAUAUUUACUACGAACGAAAAGAGAUCCAUCCUCGCUUGGAUCAUUUAGGCGCAUUUGUUAACCAAUCACAGCGUAGUCUGGGAGGUGUUGCAGCACUGUUGGAGUGUCAGUCAUUGCACCACCACUACCGCACAGCUCUCACUGCCACAUGCCAGCAAGCUAUGUCGGGGUGUAUUACCCCCUCCUGCCCAGCUGCUGGAAGUGGUUUGCUCUUCACUAUCUUGGUCUGGAACUUCUCACCCCGGGACUACCUCAACCACAAAAAGGGUCAUCUAGGUCCAGUUCCCACAGCCAACGGGAAGAAAAGCCUCAGAUUUUGGGUCAACACUCCACCAUCCCAUCCCGCAGCUAUCAGAGCUGAACCCGGAACAUCGGAAGAGCGAGACCCGUUCUUACCAGGCCGAGGGUCAAGAGGAGGAACACUGACCUCUCUUGGAGCGCCAGGUUACUCCAGACCACGCCACUCACACACACCACCUCAGACACCACCUUUUCCCGGAACUUUAAAUGGUCGUGUGUAUCACAGCGAUGGAAUGGGUAGCAUGGGAGGAGGAAGUGGGUCGGCCCCAACAACAGUAAGUACAAUGGGCCGCGGUGACAACCACCACAACCAUCACCACCACACUCACAGUCACAGUCACUCUCUGGGCCCCAACCAUGGCCAGUAUGCCACUCUGUCCAAGCAGUGCAAGACUCUCGAAUCAUCUGACUUCUACUAACCGCAUGGUUCUCUUCAUGGUGUUGCUGGAUUCUUAAUUGUGCCCAUUAUUAGAACUCUAGAAAAGUUUCAAAAUCCUUAUUAAAUUAUUGGAAUCUUUGGGGAAGCAUGUGGAAAAGUGUUCACCAGACAUUAAGGGGAUUAUUUUUCCAGUCUUUAAAGGUAGAAUUAUUGUGGUCAUAAUAUAAUAUGCCAAAGGAUAUGAAAUGCUUUAAUCUAUUAAGGGAACAGAGUCUUCAGUCUAUCUGUAUUUGAGUAAAAACUGGUGUAUUUAAGAAUUUUUGUAGAUAAAGAUGGCUGGAGUACAUUUCCUUUUUUGUUAUGUUUCAUUUUUGAUGCAGUUGGCCAUUUUUGUACAAUUCUUUGAAUGUUAACUAACUGCACUUUAUCUAUGAGAGGCUUCUUUAUGUUAAUGUGUAGAGUAAUAUUACCUAUAAAUGUGCAUGCUUCCUUUGGAGGGUUGGAAUCUUGAAUACUUUCACUCUAUUGCUAUAAAUGUUCAAACUUGUUUUAUUUACUUAUUUAUAUAUACGUGUGUGUGUAUAUAUAUAUAUAUAUAUAUAAUUGUACCCACAAAACAAGUGGUAUUGAUCAAUAACAACACUGCACUAGCCAAGGAGUCGAACCCAUGCUGUUUUGGUUUGCCUCAUGGUGAGAGAAAACGCACAACGCUAGUGGUCUAAAGAG